Messenger RNA from Hypoxylon trugodes, 1497 nucleotides. RefSeq lists its product as uncharacterized. The transcript has 3 exons. The coding region runs from base 1 to 1497 and encodes 498 amino acids. NCBI's taxonomy places the organism in Eukaryota, Fungi, Ascomycota, Sordariomycetes, Xylariales, Hypoxylaceae. The record is from RefSeq and is a predicted model, not a curated record.
AUGGUAGGCAGACUUUGGACCGCUCCUGAGGAGAAAUACUUCUGGAAGAAGGUCGUCCCCCACUCUUCUAAGCGUGUCGGUAUCGAUCGCGUCAACAAGCCAAAGGAGUGGGAGGAACUGGCGCACCAGAUGCAACGCGAUAUGGAUCUUCAAGGAACGUCUCAGCGUACCUACACUGGUACUAUGUUGUUUGAGCACUACUUCCAGAACAUCGACGCAGGACGACCGUCACCUAGCGGCGUUUAUUAUGUCAAUGAGUAUCUGGACAAACUUGGCCCCGACCGGGAGUAUGUCAAUCCUCGCACCAAUCGCCGCCGCCGCAAGGAGGCAAUUCGAGGUAAGGCUCGCGCGGUUUCCACUGAGCCCGCGCCGCCUUCGGACCGAAUGAAAGAUGAUAGCGUUGCUGCAGGCCCCGCCGACCGUCGGGGUUCUGAUGCUGACUCUCAUCCGCCUUCGAAGGUCUCAUCUGGAUUUUUGGGUCGACGACCCAAAGGAUUUUCUCGUGAAUCUCGACGCCUGCGUCCUCUUGCCCCGGCGCCCUCGCCGAUUCUAACAUCGCAGCCGGUGGCGGAUCGCGAUCGUGAGAGCCCGUCUCUCACUAAGCCGAAGGCUGCAUCUGGCCCACAGGGAAUGGGAUUGCCCCCCAUCACACCUAUUUCUGCAUCUCUCCCACGGCAGCAGAAAUCACUUGAUAGUGCUGUUGGAGUCGCUUCGCCUGCGCUUACUUCUUGGGGUAGUCAAUCGGAAGCUUACCCUACUCCUCGCGAGGGGCAAUUCCCUCGCUCUCCGAACCUCUAUUCGAAUGAUUCAGGUUGGCAGCGAGACUAUAGCGGUGGCUACCAAACGGGACGGGCUUCAAUUCCUAGUUCACCCUACACUCCAUCCUUUAGCCCUUAUCUGCCCGUUAAUAAUGGUAGAGCUUACAGUGGAAACCACUCUCGCGACGCUUGGGCUCCCCAGUCUCAGCAGUACUAUCCUAAUGAUUAUUCAUAUGGAUAUCGUCCGGUCACUCAAUCGUCCCCUGUCGUUGAAUCCUUCCCGAUGCAGUUUACUACCUCGAACGGACCUUCGGGAGGAACGUACAACGGAAACUCCCAGUACAGCCCCCAGUAUAAUCCCUCGUACAAUUCCUCGUACAACUCUCCGUACCCUCAGUACGGAUCUUUUCCGACAAGCGACGUCGGACGUGGUACUGUCCCUGUCCGUCAGUCACUGCCCAACCCGUCCCUGCUCGCCGACCCUAUGCUACCCCCUCCGAGUCAGUUUGACAACCCCGCCGGAGAAGAAGAAGAGUCGCUCUUCGUUCAAGAUGGCGACCCCUCUGUUGCUGAUACCCGGGCUCAUGCGGUUAAUGAAACUACUAUGACUCAAGGUACUACAAACCAUCCUACUACACAGUAUGGCAUUGACGACGUAGUUAACCGGAAUGAUGGUAGCAACGAUCGCGCCUAUCUAAACGACAACGAACUCUUCCCAGGCCUUGAUUUGAACUUCUAG